Messenger RNA from Ixodes scapularis (black-legged tick), 642 nucleotides. Its product is annotated as valacyclovir hydrolase-like. The record is from RefSeq and is a predicted model, not a curated record. The coding region runs from base 1 to 531 and encodes 176 amino acids. The transcript has 4 exons. Lineage: Eukaryota; Metazoa; Arthropoda; Arachnida; Ixodida; Ixodidae.
AUGUUAAAAUGUUUAAAGAAUGCUAAAAAACAACUGGGCCACAAGAAAUACAACGUGCUGGGUUGGAGUGACGGAGCCAACACAGGAAUGAUCCUUGCAGCCACGUACCCCGAGCGCAUUGAAAAGCUCGUCGCUUUUGGAGGGAAUUCUUACAUUGAAGACAUCGAUGUGCAGUUAUUGGAAGCCACCAGGAAUGUGGAGCAGUGGAGCAAACGUAUGCGGGAGCCAAUGGAGGCCCUCUACGGACCCGAGCGCUUUCAAAAACUCUGGUGGGACUACUGCGACUUCUACAAGCGUCUGCUGCACAACCAGGGUGGAGACGUGUGCAGAGCCGAGCUAGCUAAAAUUCGCUGCCCAACCCUCAUCGUGCAUGGAGGAAAAGACCCCCUUGUGACGCCGGAACAUCCUGCCUACUUGCUCCGCCACAUUGCCCUAUCCAAGUUGUGCGUUAUACCAGAAGGAAAACACAAUCUCCACCUGAAGUUUCCGGACGACUUCAACAAGCUCGUGACAGACUUCAUCCUUGGCUGAUGUGUGCAUUUCGUUGUGAGGCUUGUGCAGUUCUAUUAAGAAUUAUAUGAUAAACUGUUUUAGGAUCAAUAAAAGUGGAUAAGGUUGGGGUGUAUAUGACACCUAUUGCUG